This is a messenger RNA of Exophiala viscosa, 1342 nucleotides long. RefSeq names its product catechol O-methyltransferase. The coding region runs from base 450 to 1289 and encodes 279 amino acids. The transcript is spliced from 2 exons. Gene Ontology annotation, molecular function: O-methyltransferase activity. Lineage: Eukaryota; Fungi; Ascomycota; Eurotiomycetes; Chaetothyriales; Herpotrichiellaceae. The record is from RefSeq and is a predicted model, not a curated record.
GGUACUUAGUGUUCCCCUACCAAGCUAUCACAGUACACAAGUACUUCAUCGCGUUACGUUUACAUAUGCACGUCAACGAAAACUGUGAAAAUCCCGUUCCCCCGUUCUGGUCUCGACUGGCGAGUCCCUUUCCCCACAUGGGCGCACACCAAUACCUGAUCCCUCGCUUGGUACCCGUCCCUGAGCAAGGGGAAGUUCCAAUCCAAGUGGCCGGAGGUACUUCCGGAGAUCUGAUCGAUCCCGCUUCGAGUGGUCCUAGAUUCAGAUCUCAAGCCGCUUAAGACGCUAGUUAUGCAGACUCUUGUCAUUACUCUUGAGCUGUCAGCCACAGGCAUGUAGGAUUUCUCAUCCGUUCGGCAGAUUUGUUGUAUGGGAGACUGGCAAACUUCUUCAUUCUCAAGAGACCGAAGCAAUCAUCUCAGAAGAUAACUUGAGUACCGACCACAACAAUGGCCGAGUUUGACUCUUCAAAGCAGUAUCAGGAGCAGGAAGAGACAUUUUUUGAUGAUGGGCGCGAGAUUGAGCUUCUGCAUUUCGUUUACAGCAAAUCAGAUGUGGAAAGCAUAAGAGGCUCGCCAACAAAAGUGCUGGCCGCCAUCGAUGAAUAUGCCCGAACCAAGAAAUAUCUCAUGAAUGUGGGAGAAGACAAAGGACGUAUUGUUGCCGACCUUAUAGCAGAAGUCAAACCCCAGGUAAUGGUUGAGCUGGGUGGCUAUAUUGGCUACUCGUGCAUUCUUUUCGGUGAUGCAGUCCGCAAGGCUGGGGGUCAACGGUACUUCAGCCUUGAGAGAAAUCCGGAGUUUGCCGCCGUCAUCGCAUCUUUGGUCGAUCUCGCCGGCUUGAGCGACAUUGUCAAGGUGGUUGUUGGCUCGAGCGAUGUCUCGAUCAAAAGGCUGCAUUCAAGCGGCAGUUUGAAGCACAUUGACCUGAUGUUCUUGGAUCAUUACAAACCUGCCUAUACGACCGACUUGAAGCUCUGUGAAGAGCUGGGGAUGAUCACGGCAGGCACAGUCAUGGCAGCCGACAAUGUCAUCACGCCGGGAAAUCCGCCAUACCUUGAAUAUGUGCGGAGCACGGUGCAACAAAAGAAAAAUGCCAACAAGGCCAACGGAACUGUCAACGGCGUGGACAAUCGAUUUGCCGACAAGACGGCCAAACAAUACGCCAAGCGAGAAGGCGAGGCCAAGUUGGACGAGACCAGGACUGGUAAUCCUCUGUUGGUCUACGAGAGCAAUUUGGUCAACAGCUUUGAACCUACAGGAGUGCCGGUAAGAUCCUUCUUACAAUAAUUGGUGAUAGUAUUACUCACUCAUACUCAAGGAUGGCAUCGAGAUCACAAGGU